Messenger RNA from Micropterus salmoides (largemouth bass), 1524 nucleotides. Its product is annotated as zinc finger protein 782-like. NCBI's taxonomy places the organism in Eukaryota, Metazoa, Chordata, Actinopteri, Centrarchiformes, Centrarchidae. Bases 1 to 1524 code for a protein of 507 amino acids. The transcript has 2 exons. The record is from RefSeq and is a predicted model, not a curated record. Gene Ontology annotation, biological process: regulation of immune system process; regulation of cytokine production; negative regulation of transcription by RNA polymerase II.
AUGAGCUCUUUGGAGUUCAGCGGACGACCCGUUGACCGUCUGCUUGUUUUUCAGGACGCAGCUGAGACGUCCGGAUCAAACUGGAGCCGGACGGCGGUGGAGAUCCAGUCGUAUCCGGUCCUCAAGAAGCGUCACGAGCCCCUCAGCUCUGCCACCAGAGGCAGAUCCACGCGACCAACACCGGCAGAAAGAUGGUGUACUGCUCCGAGUGUCAGAGAGGGUUCUACAAAGGUCUCACCUGGAGGCUCACCGGAGAACCCACCGGGGACAGGAACCCAACCAGUGCUGGCAGUGCGGGAAGCCUACCCGACCCUGAUGAGCCUCGUGGUGCACCAGCAGAUCCACGACCGCAAGGAGCCCUACCGGUGCUCCUACUGCGAGAAGACCUUCGCCCUGAAGGGACUGGAAAACCCACCACCGGACGCACUCGGGGACCAAACCCUUCAAGUGCUGGUUCUGCGGGACGGCUUCAGCGAGCAGGACGAGCUCACCGAGCACCUGGAGGUGCACGAGGGGGAGAAGUGCUACCACUGCAAAGUCUGCGACAAGAUGUUCGUCUCCUACCAGGGCUUCAACUUCCACCGCAAGUCCCACAAGAGCCAGAAGCUGCUGCCCUGCCUGAAGUGCAAGAAGACCUUCAGCAACCCCCAGAGUCUGAAGCUGCACCAGGUGACCCACUCCAACAGGAAGCCCCACAAGUGCCCCACCUGCGGCAAAGGCUUCAAGCUGCUGAGCGGCCUGCGGUGCCACCAGAGGACCCACGAGGACCUGAGGGACUACCACUGCACCGAGUGCGGCAAGUGCUUCUCCAGCCUGCAGGGCCUGAAGCUGCACAACCGCACCCACACGGGCCUGAAGCCCUACAAGUGCACCGAGUGCGGCAAGAGGUUCACCCAGUCGCCCACCUCAAGUCUCACAUGGUCACCCACACCGGGGAGCGGCCCUUCCUGUGCACCACCUGCGGAAGAGGUUCACCCAGUCGUCCCACCUGAGGUCCCACAUCACGCUGUUCCACGUGGGCGAGAAGCCGUUCACCUGCGACGACUGCGGGAAGAGCUUCACCAUCGCCCACUACCUGAAGAUGCACCGCUGAGCCACACCAAGGAGAAGCUGUACCAGUGCUCCUACUGCGAGAAGUCCUUCUCCUACCACAACUCCUGGAGGGCCCACGAGAGGAUCCACACCGGCGAGCGCCCCUUCAGCUGCCGGGAGUGCGGCCAGAGCUUCAUCACGUCGGGCUCGCUGCUGAGCCACCAGAGGUCCAAACACACCGGCGAGAAGAGCCACUACUGCAUCACCUGCGGGGAGUUCUUCUUCACCAGCUCGCUGCUGCGGGUCCACCAGCGACCACACGGGCGAGCGGCCGCACGCCUGCAGCUGCGGCAAGACCUUCAAGACCAAAGGAGUGCUGCGCUACCACCUGAAGAGGUUCACCGACCACCAGCCGGCCGAGUGAGCGGGGCCACGGCGGGGUCGGCCCGAGAGGCGAAGCGCAGACGCUGCAGGGUGCAUGCAGGAGGGUAG